Messenger RNA from Anopheles nili, 2142 nucleotides. It is a transcript of the gene Mettl3, whose product is annotated as N6-adenosine-methyltransferase MT-A70-like protein. The record is from RefSeq and is a predicted model, not a curated record. Lineage: Eukaryota; Metazoa; Arthropoda; Insecta; Diptera; Culicidae. The transcript has 4 exons. Gene Ontology annotation, molecular function: mRNA (2'-O-methyladenosine-N6-)-methyltransferase activity; mRNA m(6)A methyltransferase activity. Gene Ontology annotation, cellular component: nucleus; RNA N6-methyladenosine methyltransferase complex.
AUGUCCUCGUGGGAGGAUAUCCAGGCUGUAAAGGUGAAGCGAAACAUCUUGCGUGAAAAGCUGGAAAAACGCAAAAAAGAAAGACAGGAUCUGCUUGGAAGCAGUACACCCGGUGUCGCUGGCGCUGUUGUCGGUUUUAAGCUCGAGUCGGGCAAUAUCCUAGGACUGGAUGAAAAGGGUAAACUUCGGUUAAUAAAGUUAUUUCUUUCCCGUGCUCUCUAAAUAGACAUCGACGUGCAAGUGGAAAAAUGUUUGGUGCAAGUACUAGCCGACCAGACGUUAAUACUGCCGUCCAAUUCGGCCCAAAUAGCGGAGCGCGUGGAAACACGUGUCCAGAAGCCAAUUAUGCGCGACUCCAUCGCGUACUAUCUGCACAAGCUAGCCGGACAGAAGUUAAUCAACAUCAAGGAAGUCAGUAUUGGCGGAUCGAUGGGUUACGAAGUGAUUUCCGCCCAACACCUCAACCUGCAGGCGUUGCAUGACGAUAUGAACGCAAUGAAUCACGACGCACACCUAGAAUCACCAAGCACGCCCAAUCAGGACGCGAAAAAACGACGGAAAACAGAUUACUCGAAUCAGGAGCAAGAAUCGACCGGUGCCGGGAGUGCCGGUAAAAUCCGUUCCCGUGCUAGUGUGACGGCGAGGGAAGAGGCACGCAAAGGUGGUGCAGUCGGUGCGCACGGUGAUUCCCUGAUCGCUUGCAAGACUUCCGAAAUUAUGUCGCUCCUAUCGCUCCCAUCGACAAGAGAAAAACAGAGCAAAAAGGUGGGCGAAGAAAUUCUGGAGCUGCUUUCCAAACCAACCGCGAAGGAGCGCUCAUUGGCGGAAAAAUUCAAAUCCCAAGGUGGCGCCCAAGUGAUGGAGUUUUGCCCUCACGGAACCCGUGUCGAGUGCAUGCGUUCGUUUGUGGCCAUCGAAAUGGCCAUAGAGGCGAUCGAGGCGGAAGAAUCGAACGAUGCAGCUAGCGUGCAAAAUGUUAAUGAUGACGUCGCCGCCGUUGCCACUCCCGCUACCGGCACCGACGAGGAUAACGAUGAUGAUGCAUCGCAAACGGAACCAACGGAAGCCAGCAAAGAGGACUGCAACAAAGAGGAGGUGGAUAGUGAUGACAAGAGCGAAAAGCCGGCCUCGAGUGUCCCACCACGCGCCAAGCAUCAGUGCAAUAAGCUGCAUUUCAAAAAAAUCAUACAAAACCACACAGACGAAACGUUAGGCGAUUGUAGCUUUCUCAACACGUGCUUCCACAUGGACACGUGCAAGUACGUUCACUACGAGGUCGACACUUUCGUCGGUCAUCAAACACCAAAUCAUCAGCAUCUGCAUCAUCAUCACCAUCAUCAUCACCACCGUCACACGACCGUUCCGCCCAGCCAGCUGGAACCGCUCGAUCGGGGACGGAGCGAAAGCGGACCAAAGCCGCCGACGGUUGGCCAGAAACGGGCUACCAUCGCCGUGGAUGCCUGUGCCACCCUGUACCCGCCACAGUGGAUUCAGUGCGAUCUGCGCUUCCUCGAUAUGACGGUGCUGGGCAAGUUUGCCGUGGUAAUGGCCGAUCCUCCGUGGGAUAUUCACAUGGAGCUGCCGUACGGUACCAUGUCCGACGAUGAAAUGCGCCAGCUGGGUGUGCCGGCGUUGCAGGAUGAUGGGCUAAUUUUUCUCUGGGUCACUGGCCGUGCGAUGGAACUGGGCCGAGAGUGUCUGAAGCUGUGGGGUUACGAACGCGUGGAUGAACUGAUUUGGGUCAAGACGAAUCAGCUGCAACGGAUCAUCCGCACCGGUCGUACUGGCCACUGGCUGAAUCACGGCAAGGAGCACUGCCUGGUGGGCAUGAAGGGUAAUCCACCGAAUCUGAACCGUGGGCUUGAUUGCGACGUCAUUGUAGCCGAGGUACGAGCCACCAGUCACAAACCGGACGAAAUAUAUGGCAUCAUCGAACGGUUAAGCCCCGGGACGCGCAAGAUUGAGCUGUUUGGCAGACCACACAACGUGCAACCAAAUUGGAUCACGCUUGGGAAUCAACUGGACGGGAUACGGCUCGUGGAUCCCGAGCUAAUAAACUCUUUUCAAAAGCGCUACCCGGACGGGAAUUGUAUGACACCAGGUAAAAACUCCUAAUUGCGCGAGUAACACCCUGCCGCAGCC